Ricinus communis (castor bean) is the source of this 1239-nucleotide messenger RNA. RefSeq lists its product as uncharacterized. The transcript has 2 exons. Bases 424 to 942 code for a protein of 172 amino acids. NCBI's taxonomy places the organism in Eukaryota, Viridiplantae, Streptophyta, Magnoliopsida, Malpighiales, Euphorbiaceae. The record is from RefSeq and is a predicted model, not a curated record.
AUCUAGGUAUUAUAUAGUAAUAGCAUAUACUUGUUCAUUUUUAUUUUUCCCCACUAAAAGAAGCUAAUGAAUAUUAAAAUUCUUUUGACCCUACUUACAGUUUCGGUCUCAAUUUACAUUUUCUAUACCUCAACCUAGAAUGUGUUGAGAUUUUGAGUUGUUAGGGUUGUUAGAAUAUGAUAAGUAUUUAUCUUUUAAAUUUAGGAUAUGAUAAGUAUUUAUCUUUUAAAUAUAGAGUCUAGCUAUUAAGAGUUUGUUAUUUAGUUUCUAUCAAAGUCUUACAUAUAAGUAUAAAUAUAAGGCUGAUGUAUCUCUUUUUGAUAUCAGAAUACAAUAAUGAAAACCUAAUUCUUAGGUUAUUUCUUUCAAGUUGGUAUCAGAGCCUACCAAAAAAAAAAAAUGCUUUGAAACACUUAAAACAACAUGAGUGGUAGAGAUGGUGAACCAUCUGGAUCGAAACCUAUUAUCAUUCAAUCUGAAGGAGCAUUCAAUGCAGGAAUUACGCUUACAGAAUCAAAUUAUGAUGUAUGGUCUCAACUAAUGGAAAUGCAUAUUGCUGAAAGAGAAAAGCUUUCCUAUAUUCGGGAAAAAACAAAACCACCUGCUGAAUCAGAGGAUGGGUAUGAAAAGUGGUAUGCUGAAAACCAAAAGGUGAAAAGAUGGCUGCUAAUGUCUAUGAGUCCAGAGAUUAUGAAACGAUAUUUACGCUUAUCCAUUGCCCAUGAAAUCUGGACUGCUUUAUCAAAAGCUUUCUAUGAUGGCAGUGAUGAGUUGCAGCUCUUCUCCUUAAACCAGAAAGCAUUUGCAGCCAAACAGAAUAGAAGAUCUCUCUCUGAAUAUUAUGGAGAACUAACUGCAAUUUUUCAGGAAUUGGAUCACAGAGACAAAGUGGUCAUGAAGGAUCCUGAUGAUGUGGUUGCGUACAAAAAAUCUAUUGAAUGACUACGGGUGCAUAUAUUUUUAGCUGGACUGGAUGAUCACUUUGAGCAGGUUCGCGGAGAAAUCCUACGUCAGGAGUCUACUUCAGGCCUAGAAGAAAGCUAUGCCCUGAUUCGACGAGAGGAGAACCGCUGUGUAACAUUAAAAGGAGACUAUGGAGACUCCGAUGCUGCUGCUAUGGUGAUUCGCAACAAGUCAAAGACAUCUAUUGGCUAUCCAGAUUGGUGGGAUCAGAAUCGAGGAUCACAAAGAAGGAAAGCUAAGAAUUCCCUGAUUUCCGCUGUUGCUGAAACCAAAACA